UCUCACGUGACCUCUGUCAGCUGACUCACGGGAAAAAGCGGAAACUCGUGCUUUUCUGUUCAAGCUUUGUGUUGUGGAAAUGGUGCAAAUAUGACGGCUCUUUUACUGAAUAAACUCUCAGACACGGAAUGUCGUAAAUUGUGCCAUGCAGUGGUGGAUGGAGUAUGUGGACGAAAGCAGCCGCAAAGAGAGGAUUACAGCGCCAUCUGCAGUUUGGAUGAGUGGUUGGACCUGAACAAGUUCCUCUCCAGACUGUUUUGUUUAGCAGCUGGGGGUCACAGCUCUGAUGAGGAAGUGCUGGCUGCCCUGUCAGAGACCAAACAUAAGGAUAUAUUGUUGAGUGUUUUAAAAGCCAGACGCCAAGAGCUCACCCAUGCAUUACUGGACAAAACCACCUCCAUCUCCUCUGCUGUCCUCACUGACUUUGACUGGCAACUCAAGCUUGCUCUGUCCAGUGACAAGAUCUCAUCUCUACAGACUCCGCUGCUCAGUCUGAGUCUGGAUGUGAGGGAAAAGGGAGUCCUGCGUCCAGUUACCAUGGAGAUGACCCGAGAGGAACUUAACACUCUCAUCACUUCAUUAGAGGCAGCUAAUAAGGUGGUUCUACAGUUAAAAUGAGAACGUCAUAACUGAAGAGGCCAGAGUUAUUUCAAAAGAUGUAAUACCAUGUUUAAUUCAAUGUUCCACUGGUGCAUUUUUGUUUUUUUUAGCAGCAAAUAAUUUGUUUGUAACUGUAAAUAAAAUCUUAAAUAUCUUGUAAA
Boleophthalmus pectinirostris (great blue-spotted mudskipper) is the source of this 761-nucleotide messenger RNA. It is a transcript of the gene commd8, whose product is annotated as COMM domain containing 8. The transcript has 5 exons. Lineage: Eukaryota; Metazoa; Chordata; Actinopteri; Gobiiformes; Gobiidae. The coding region runs from base 91 to 618 and encodes 175 amino acids. The record is from RefSeq and is a predicted model, not a curated record.